AUGGAACAUGAACUCGGUGUGAUACGAAAAGAACGCAAGUUGGCUUCAGACUGGCCAGCGAAACAACAGAUCUUCGCGCUGGUUGAGCUGGCUGUGCCGCUAUUCAUCUACGCUGCCACUGUGUGUCGAUAUGUUGGUAGCAAAGGAAGCAGUCCUACGGCUUUUCUGAACAAGGUCCUGCAGUAUCAAAAGGCGACCUUUUCGCAGCUAGAUCGGACGUACCUCCCUGUGCUCGACCAGCUGCUUAGUGAGCAGGAGGAAGACGAGAAGGAGGCGUGGCUUCAGGCUUUCCGAGAAGUCGUCGGCAGUGUUGUUGUUCUUCAAAGCCCACUCUCGGCUGUCUCACUUGCGCAGCUGCUUCAAGUUCCAAAAGAGGAGAUCCAGUGUCGACUCGACUCUUUGCACUCUGUUCUUAGUGUUCCUAACGGCGAGGACGCACCUGUUCGCCUUUUGCACUUAUCCUUUCGCGAGUUCCUUGUCGACCCCCAAAAACAAGGAAAGAGCCUGUUCUGGGUAGACGAGAAAAUCACGCACAAGAAGCUCGCCUCUCGUUGCCUUAAGCUUAUGUCUGGACCAAGCGGCCUACACCAAGACAUGUGCAGCCUUCCAGGACCCGGGGCCCUAAGGAGCGAGAUUGACGAGGGGAGAAUUACUAGUGGGUUGUCACCUGACCUACAGUAUGCGUGUCGUUACUGGGUCGAUCAUCUUAAGCAGGGUCAGGAAGACAUCAUUAAUAGAGACAUGACCCACCUCUUCCUGCAGAAGCACCUUCUUCAUUGGCUCGAAGCCAUGAGCCUUAUAGGAGAACUAAGCAGAUGCGUCGACUUGCUCGACAGCCUCCAAGCACUUGCCAGCUCUGUGCUCGCAGAUGCGCCGCUGCAGAUCUAUUACUCCGCACUCGUGUUUGCACCGGAGAGGAGCCUAGUACGACAAACUUUUAAAGAACAAGUGCUAGAGAAGGUCAAGAUGCUGUCUAUGAGAGAAGCAGACUGGGAUGCGUGUCGCAGCACGCUCGAGGGCCAUUCCUUCCAUGUCAGCGCGGUGGCCUUCUCGCCAGACGGGCAGCUAGUCGCGUCGGGAUCUUGGGACAAGACAGUACGGCUGUGGGAGGCGGCGACGAGGACGUAUCGCAACACGCUCGAGGGCCAUUCCUCUGGUGUCAGCGCGGUGGCCUUCUCGCCAGACGGGCAGCUGGUCGCGUCGGCAUCAGGUGACAAGACAGUACGGCUGUGGGAGGCGGCGAAGGGGACGUGUCGCAGCACGCUCGAGGGCUCUUCUCGUAUCAUCACUUAUGUCGAUUUCUCGCCAGAUGGCCAGGUACUUCGCACUAACCAAGGCGAUAUUCCUUUGCCUCAAACUCCUGUUGUGACAUCGCUCUGGAGGCCGCAGCUGCAGUUCUUCUAC
Molecule: messenger RNA, 1404 nt
Organism: Pyrenophora tritici-repentis Pt-1C-BFP
Lineage: Eukaryota; Fungi; Ascomycota; Dothideomycetes; Pleosporales; Pleosporaceae
Source: RefSeq, a predicted model, not a curated record